Molecule: messenger RNA, 3291 nt
Organism: Aspergillus bombycis
Lineage: Eukaryota; Fungi; Ascomycota; Eurotiomycetes; Eurotiales; Aspergillaceae
Product: peroxidase/cytochrome P450 family protein
Exons: 6
Coding region: 1-3291 (1096 amino acids)
Biological process (GO): response to oxidative stress
Molecular function (GO): peroxidase activity; monooxygenase activity; oxidoreductase activity, acting on paired donors, with incorporation or reduction of molecular oxygen
Source: RefSeq, a predicted model, not a curated record
AUGGCAGAGAGCGAGAGUGGUGGUGUGGUCAAUGGGUUAGGAAAGACUAUUUCUCAACUUGAAAAGGUCGUGUCAGCAUCACUACGGCCGUUGCCCACCGAAACAGGGGAUGGAUCAUAUGUGAAAGACUCAAGUAACACGGGAAUUGUAAGGGAUCUGGGCCGUAUGGAUCUCAGCGAUGUCAAGACGAUCGUGGAACUCACCAAAAAUGCUGCCACGGGAGAGCCUCUCAAUGAUAAGCAAUACAUAAUGGAGCGAUUGAUCCAGCUUACCUCUGCACUUCCUUCCGCCUCUCGAGUCGGAAAAGAGUUGACAAAUGCCUUCCUCAACCAGCUGUGGAAAGAUCUGGAGCACCCCCCGGUUUCUUACCUUGGCCGCGAAUACUCGUAUCGAGAAGCAGAUGGUUCAGGCAAUGUAAACCUGUCUUACCCUCCUGGAGUGGAGCGCUUGCUAAUACCAGAAAAGAACGUUUUGUGGCCUCAUAUCGGCGCUGCCGGCUCUCAUUACGCGAGAUCCGUUCGGCCAAAGACAUUGCAAUCUCCUGCACUCCCGGAUCCAGAAACACUGUUCGAUUCGCUUUUGGCACGCAAAGAUUUUAAGGAACAUCCAAACAAGAUUUCUAGUAUUCUGUUCUACAUUGCAUCCAUUAUUAUCCAUGACCUAUUUCAAACGGACCGCAACGACGCCACAAUUUCCUCGACAUCUUCAUAUCUCGAUCUUUCGCCACUGUAUGGAAAUAACCAAGAUGAGCAAAACCUUGUCAGAACCUUCAAGGAUGGAAGACUCAAGCCGGACUGUUUCUCUACCAAGCGUGUACUAGGGUUUCCUCCGGGUAUUGGCGUAAUCUUGAUCAUGUUUAACCGAUUUCACAACUACGUCGUCGAACAGCUGGCCUCAAUAAACGAAGGCGGCCGGUUCACAAAGCCGGAUGAAUCGAACACCAAAGAAUAUGCAAGAUAUGAUAACGACCUGUUCCAAACCGGUCGGCUAGUAACCUGCGGCCUCUAUGUCAACAUCAUACUCAAAGACUACGUCCGAACAAUCUUGAAUAUUAAUCGAACUGACAGCCUUUGGAGCUUGGACCCCCGUGCUGAAAUGAAGGAUGGAUUGCUUGGCGAAGCAGCAGCUCAGGCUACAGGUAACCAAGUCUCGGCUGAAUUCAACCUUGUGUACAGAUGGCAUUCUUGCAUUUCUCAGCGUGACGAGAAGUGGACUGAAGAUUUGUACAAAGAUAUGUUUCCUGGAAGGGAUCCGAACAGUGUCUCCUUGCAGGAGUUUGUACGCGGUCUUGGAAAGUGGGAAGCAGACCUUCCAGAGCAACCCCAGGAUCGUCCGUUUGCAGGCUUACAGCGCAAGCCUGAUGGAUCCUUUGACGAUGACUGUCUCGUCAAAAUCUUUGAGGACAGCGUUGAGGACUGUGUAGGCGCAUUUGGUGCAUCUAACGUUCCAACGAUCUUCAGAAGUAUUGAAGCGUUGGGGAUUAAACAAGCUCGCUCCUGGAAUUUGGCUACCUUGAACGAAUUUCGGAACUAUUUUAACCUGGCCCCUUACAAAACUUUUAAGGAGAUCAAUCCUGACCCUUUCAUAUCUGAUCAGCUCAAACGAUUAUAUGAUCACCCAGACAAUGUGGAGAUCUACCCUGGUGUUAUCGUCGAGGAUACCAAGGAAGCCGUGGUCCCUGGAAGUGGCUUGUGUACGAAUUUCACAAUUUCAAGAGCCAUUCUCUCCGAUGCAGUUGCCUUGGUCCGAGGUGAUCGCUUCUACACAGUCGAUUUCACUCCAAGGCAUCUUACAAACUGGGCCUUUAGCGAGAUUGAACCUAAAGACUCGGUCGAUCAAGGACAUGUAUUCUAUAAGCUUGUGUUGCGAGCAUUCCCAAACCAUUUCAAGGGAAACUCGAUCUACGCACAUCUCCCUCUGGUUAUUCCAACUGAAAACAAGAAGAUACUGACAAAACUUGGGUUUGCUGAGAAAUACAGCUGGGACAAGCCUGGCCACACUCCUCCACCCAAGUUUAUUAGCUCUCAUUCGGCUUGUAUGUCAAUAUUGUCUGAUCCAGAGACAUUCAAGGUCACAUGGGGCUUAAAGAUUGAAUAUUUGAUGCACCGUGGAGAACAGCCUUUUGGCAGAAACUUUAUGUUGUCCGGGGAUAGGCCUCCAAAUACCGCAUCGCGCAAAAUGAUGGGAGCUGCUUUGUACCGGAAGAGAUGGGAGAAUGAGAUCAAAGAAUUCUAUGAGGACAUAACUCUGAAGCUUCUGCACAGAAAUUCUUACAAGAUUGCUGGGACCAAUCAAAUUGACGUUGUACGAGAUGUUGCAAAUCCUGCUCAGGUUCAUUUCUGCGCAAAUGUUUUUUCAUUGCCUUUGAAGACUGAAUCUAACCCCCGGGGAGUGUUCACGGAAUCCGAACUCUACCAGAUCAUGGCGGUUGUCUUCACCUCAAUUUUCUACGAUGCGGAUCCUGCGAACUCAUUUGAACUUAACCAAGCUGCCCGGGAAGUGACGCAGCAGCUCGGGCAGUUGGCAAUGGCCAAUGUCGAGCUUGUUAACAACACUGGGUUCAUUGCGAACUUGGUCAGUAGUUUACACCGACAUGAUGUGCUCAGUGAAUACGGUGUCCAUAUGAUCCAACGCCUCCUUGCCAGCGGCCUGCCAGCAGAUGAGAUUGUAUGGACUCAUAUCCUGCCAACUGCUGGGGGCAUGGUGGCAAACCAAGCGCAGCUUUUUUCACAAUGUCUAGACUAUUACCUUUCGGAAGAAGGCUCGGUCCAUUUGCCUGAUAUUAAACGGUUGGCAAAGGUUGACACACCGGAAACCGACGAACUGCUGUUAAGAUACUUCAUGGAAGGCGCCCGGUUACGGUCUUCCGUGGGACUGCCUCGGAUGGUGGCCAAGCCCACUGUCGUUGAAGACAACGGUAAGAAGCUAAAUUUCAAGGCAGGGCAACACAUUCUCUGCAACCUGGUUUCCGCUUCUAUGGACCCGGCAAGUUUUCCAGAGCCUGAAAAGGUCAGACUGGAUCGCGAUAUGGGUCUCUACGCCCAUUUUGGAUUUGGUCCACAUCAGUGCUUAGGUAUUGGGCUUUGUAAGUUAGCACUUACCACCAUGCUCAAGGUCAUCGGACGCUUGGAUAAUCUGCGCCGUGCCCCAGGGCCUCAGGGGCAGCUGAAAAGGCUAUCUGGGCCUGGUGGAAUUGCGAAGUAUAUGACUCCAGACCAAAGCGGAUUUUCUCCCUUCCCAACUAGCAUGAAGAUUCAGUGGGAUGGUGAAUUGCCGCAAAUGGAGAGGUAA